GGCGCGGCGCGGAUAAGUGCCUGUGAGGACCGCGGGGUAACCGAUAAGGCCAGGUAUCAGCUGACGAUUUGCGACGAGACAAUAGGGGCCACAUAAGACGGAGCCUUAUUACACAUAAUUUGAAAAAGCACGUAUACAGUAGCAUCAGCUGAAAGAACGCUGUCAUUCCGUUGUCACGUGGAAUUAAACGCUGGCAUCUGAACUCUCAUAUCAGUUAGAUGACGGCGCGACGCCGUGGAUUGACAGGUCAUGGGGGCCUGUCUCGGCCACUGUUUAGCGAAAAUCACAGACUCCGUAUCAUACAGAUUCUAUCAAAGGCAUACCAGAAUGCCUUUUCAAGAAGAAGAACAAGCUGAGUUUAUGGAUGCUGAAGAACAUGAAGACCAAACUAAAAGAUCAAAAAGUCUGUUAUCAUUUCUUUCUUUAAAAAGAUUCAAGAAAAAGCAUGGAGUUCCAGUGACUUUAGAAUUAUUGGAAGAUGGAGGAUGGUCACGAAGUGGUAAUAAAUAUGCCAGAUUGAGUUCUAGAAAUGAUGUUUCUACAAGCUCUGGAUUGGAUACAUCGCUUCAAGUUCUCGAUGCAAGAACAUUAAUAAAACAACAAACUUAUGUUUCUUCUACUCCGGGAUCAUCACUUGAUCUUGAAUGGGAACAUGAAGGAAUGCCUCUACCAAUACUGAGUAAUGGAAAAGAAAAUACAGAGAAUUCUUUAACACAGACAUCAGUUAAUAAUAGUCAACCAUCUAGCUUGACAUCAUCUCCUUGGUCUAGAGUUUCAAGCCCGAAUAGUUUAGAGUGGGAUCCAGUAGAACCAGAUAUGGUAUGUGUCGAUAUAGAGACUGAACAGCUUCUAACUGAGAUAGAAAAAUUAAGAGAUAGAGCUCUAAAAGAAACAGGCGAGUGGACUAACAUUAAUACUAGCUGAUAAACGAUUUAAUUGUAAUUAACGGAAUUGUUUGUAUUUUUGUAUUAUAAAAAUUCAUUAUACAGUUAAAAUAGAUAUUCUAUACUUUCAAAAAUAUAAAAUAUAAAAUAAAAAAUAUAAAAAGAUAUUAUUUCGAUAUUACUAUUCUUGAAACAAUAUAACUGCAUUUAUAUUGUUUCAAAAAUAUGUACUUUUUGCAAAUUAGGAUAUAUGGUGAGCACAAAAAUUGACAAGAGAAAAAGAGAGAGAGAGAGAGGGAGAGAGGAUAUCUACAUUGUGCAUAGCGUGUCUUAUAAUAAUCUGUAAUAUGGAAAAAAAAUUAUCAAACUAUCAAAGAAUUAUCAAGAAAACAUUUUCACAGUAUAUGCAUAUGUAUGAUAUUUAUAUACAUAAAAUAUAUAUUUUUUGUUUUCAAUUUUAGAUAAAAUAUUUGCUUACUUAAGAGUGGAAUUGAACUUUAUCAUAUACUUUUAGAUACAUUAAUGUUUUUAUUUUUGCUAUUACUUUACACAUAGCUUCCAUAUGACAAUAAAUUAUUUACAAACAAAAUGUGCCACAGUAUUCUUUAAAUUCUUUUGGUAUAUUUGUGCACUCACAAUGAUUUAUUUCUAUAUGAGAUAAUACAUAUGCAAAUAAUAAGUUGCUUAAAUUACACACGCAAAUAUAUGUACAAAAGAUUCUAUUAGCAUAUUUUCUAUAUGUGAUUUUCAAGUUAUUGUAAAAUGGUAUUGAAUCAAUUUAAAAGAUACAUACAGUUUAAAAGACAUACACUUCAAUAAAUCAAAUAAUUUAAAAUAUAGCAAAUAUACAAAAAAGAAUUAUAUUUUAUUGUAAUGCAGAGAGCACACAUAAAACUAUCUGAAACAAUUAAACGAUGAAUGUAGAAUGCCUUAAUAUAGAUAAUAAAGAAGUUGUAAAGUUUUUGCUAGUUUAUGAUCUAUGUUACUUUUAUAUAUUUUAUUUAAUAUCAUUUUAAUACAUCUAUAUAUGUGAAUAUAUAUAUAUAUAUAUAUUUUUUUGUAUUGCAACAUGCACACGACCUAAAUGUGACUCACAAGUUUAAGUACUUUUUUUUUCAAAUAUUUUUCAUAUAUUUGGGUGCUAGAAUAAAUAAAAUUAAUAUUCUUAAAAAAAUGUCAUAUCAACUCAAAGUAUAUAAAAAGGUGUUAUAGUUCAAUGAAUGUAAAAGCGGAUGUGGAAUUGAGAAAUAUUACUAUAUGUGGACUA
Cataglyphis hispanica is the source of this 2151-nucleotide messenger RNA. RefSeq lists its product as uncharacterized. The record is from RefSeq and is a predicted model, not a curated record. The transcript has 8 exons. The coding region runs from base 250 to 924 and encodes 224 amino acids. NCBI's taxonomy places the organism in Eukaryota, Metazoa, Arthropoda, Insecta, Hymenoptera, Formicidae.